GAAAAGUACCCCGCGUUUGUUUACAGUUUAUGUCCGACAGACUGAGCAGCCAGUACUUCAUGUCAUACUUGUGCACUUGGCUGCACACCUUCUAUUGGUCAGUUUUACUUCUGGUAGCUGUUACUGGUACCAGGCUGUGGUGUCAUGUUAUUUUACCUGUUCAUUCACUGUGGCAGCUUUUAGACAAAGAGGGGAUGGAUACUGAUUACCAUUUUGAAACACUGCAUGGCAACGGCGAUCAUGACGGCGCUGAUGUCACCUCCUGGGUUUCAGUGUGUCCCAGAGGCCUCUGGAAAGUCCAGCAGAAGCAAACACACGAAGGGAGUCAGCAGACUAACUCUGGAGAUGAUGCAUCAUGUUCAUCCAGUUACUGUCCAAGGUUGGGUUCACUGUGUCAAGUCCGAGUGCGGCUCAAAGCCAACGUGGAUGAAGCAGACAGUUCAGUAUCUGAAAAGGGAAAUGAGCAGCUGUCAGUCCAACUGGAACAGUCAGCCACUGAGGUUGCAGAGGCUACAGCCUUCCCAAGGUGUCUGGACUCUGUGCUGCAGGUCCCACUGGGUGACUGGAUAACACUGAGGUUAGGUGAUGGGCAGUGCGAUAUCACAGAAAGGUGCGUGGAGAGGAUGACAGUGGGAGAAAAAUGUGAGAUACUGAUUUCUCCAACGGGACCAGAUGUGUCUGUUCCCCAUCCUGCUGAGGAAAACCUGCCUUUAUGUGCCACAGUUGAACUCAAAGCUUUCACACCAGGCAAGGAAUCCUGGGAGGUGUGUCCUCGUGACAAGUGGCAGUGGGUGAAGUCACACAAAGAGAGGGGUGGAGUGAGAUUCAGAGGCGGGGAUGUGUGGGGAGCAGCAGACAGCUACAGCCGCGCCCUCAAGCUUCUCAUCACUCUCCAUUACCACGUUAGAGAGGCGACACCAGAAGUGGAGGAGCAGACAGACACAGACACUGGUCACCUUCCUUCAACUAAUGAAUUCAGAACCAUCAAAGCAGAGCUCCACUCAAAUAUGUCCUUGUGCCAGCUCAAACUGAGCCAGCCAGAGCGAGCUAAGGCCAGUGCAACUAAAGCUACUCAGCUGGAACCAGGCGGGGCUAAAGCCUGGUACCGACUGGGCCAAGCAUGUCAGAUGUUGAAUGAGCUGGAGGAGGCCAGGCAGGCGUUUAGGAAACUGUUGGAGAUACAGCCAGAAUCACCUGCUGCUUUGAAGGCCCUUAAAGAUGUAGCAAGUAGAGAGAAGGAGAGAAAUGCACAGUUGGGACUUAGACUCAGCAAAAUGUUCAGCUGAGGAUGAAAUAUGGCAGUGUAUUAUCGAAUGUUACAUGUGAGACGGUAUGUUUCUUUCUCAACAUUCAGCACGAAAUGGAAGUGCACCUACAGCCACUGGGCUCAAGAGUACAGCUAUUAGGGUAUGGUCACACAUGAGCCAAACUAACACUGGCGAAUAUUCACCUCCUGCUCACUUACCCUGUGUGCUGCUAUCCAAUGCUGCAGGAAUCUUAAUUUCCCUGAGGGAGUCUUCUCAAGGGAUUAAUAAAGUUCUGUCUAAUCUAAUCUCUAAUCUUCCAUUCAGUUCGAGGAUAAAACAUUUGCUUCUGGUGGCAUCGCAAAUUCACAUCUUCACAUCGCGUGGAACUUUGGUGAACUUUGGCCGGCAAAGUUGGAGCCUCAACCAACAGCAAAGAAGUAUGUAUGGAAGACACUGACUGUUGCCAAGACUGCCUGAUAUGUGACAUGAAAAGUACGAACUGCCCCAUGUAAGAGGUGCUACCUGGCUGGCAUACGUUGGGAGACAGGCGUGGCAGGCAACCAGUAACAUCAUAUUUUACAAUAUUUAACAGCAAGCUAGCCUUCGGUGUUCGUCAGAUCAGGCAGCGCCCACAUUGAGCUAGAAUACAGCCUUGGUUGGCAAAUGUCACUGGCCUGCAUUUGUUCAUGUGUAACUGUACCCUUAAUCUGUGACUGCACGAUAUUAUCCCAGCUCUUAUGAGUGAGAUGCCUGAAUGUAACUUCAAAGUAAAAAUGAGAUGUGAAAAACUUA
Molecule: messenger RNA, 2039 nt
Organism: Epinephelus lanceolatus (giant grouper)
Lineage: Eukaryota; Metazoa; Chordata; Actinopteri; Perciformes; Serranidae
Gene: fkbpl
Product: FKBP prolyl isomerase like
Molecular function (GO): protein binding
Source: RefSeq, a predicted model, not a curated record